Molecule: messenger RNA, 2597 nt
Organism: Colossoma macropomum (tambaqui)
Lineage: Eukaryota; Metazoa; Chordata; Actinopteri; Characiformes; Serrasalmidae
Gene: rassf10b
Product: Ras association domain family member 10b
Exons: 1
Coding region: 192-1532 (446 amino acids)
Biological process (GO): signal transduction
Source: RefSeq, a predicted model, not a curated record
GCGAGGUUGGUGCUCGGGACGUCCGCUCGCCGCGCGAGCGAGCUCUGGAACCUUUUUCCGUAGCGUUUGCAGUUUGAGUUUGUAGAAGUUUAAAGUUUUUAUCGUUUCGUCCCGUUUAGUUCAUUUAUUCACUUCAGCUCCGACAACGGGGACCGAAAAGCUCCACCAGCUUACCGGAGUAAGCGCGAGACAUGGAGCCUGAAGAGAGCAAGAUCUCCGUGUGGGUUUGCCGCGAGGAGAAGGUCGUGUCCGGUCUGUCCAAGCGCACCACGUGCGCCGACGUGAUCAAGGUGCUGCUGGAGGAGCAGAGCUCCUCGGCGUGCCCGCGCUCCUACUGCAUCGUGGAGAAGUGGAGGGGCUCGGAGCGCGUGCUGCCGCACAAGACCAAAAUCCUGCGCCUGUGGAGCGCGUGGGGCGACGAGCAGGAGAACGUGCGCUUCGUGCUCGUGAGGAGCGAGGCGUCUCUGGCCGGCAGCGCGCCGCGGAGCGCGGAGGCGCGCGUCGUGCUGAGCCGGGACAGCCCGCGCGUGUGCCGGGCGAGCGCGCGCGCCUCCGCCGCCUCCACGGGCUCCUCGUGCCCCACUGCCUCCGUCGCCACCGCCGCCACAGCUCUCACGCGCGAGCGGCAGCGGCGGAUCGUCCGCAAGGCGUUCAGGAAGCUCGAGAGGAUGAACAGGAGGCGCGCGCGAGCCGUGGCCAAGGACGCGCGCUCAGCCGAGAGGAUGGAGACGCUGGUGCACGUGGUGGUCUCGCAGGACCACACCAUCCGCCAGCAGAUCCGCAGGCUCGAGGAGCUCGACGCCGAGAUCGACCGGCACGAGGCGCGCGUGCACCUCGACCGCGUGAAGGCGCACGGGGCCAACUACGUGCAGGACACGUACCUAGUGGGCGCCGAGCAGGACGGAGGGCGCGAGGAGCGAGGGGGCGUGACCGCACGCCCGGAGGGAGUCGUCCUCGCGCUGCGGCUGGAGGAGUACGCGGACAAGUGCGAGGAGGUGGUGCGCUUGCACGAGGAACUGGCCGAGCGCGAGGCUCUCGCGGCCAGCCUGAUGAGCCAGAUCGAGGAGGAGCUGAACCGGCGGUGGAUGGAGCGCAGGCGCGAGGAGCCUUCGGGGGCGGAGGACUCGCUGCUGGAGGAAGAACAGGUCAGAACCGAGCUGGACACGAGCCUGUACAUCGGCCUGAGGCUCAGCACGGACCUGGAGGCGGUCAGGAACGAGCUGGACCUGACUCACGAGAUCUGGGAAGCGAGGGAUAAAGAGCUGAGGGACCUGCUGGAGAAAGUGGACUCACUGGAGUUAGAGGAGGAGGAAGACGAGGAGGAGGACGAGGAGGAGGCAUGUGCAAGGAUGAAGGACGUUGACGGGACGGACACAGAGGGCCCCUCCGCGCAAAGCCCCAGCGGCUGGGUGGAGCAGGCCAGGGGCCUUUCAAAAACCUGCAACAGCAACGACGACGAUUCAGACACGGGACUGAGCUCCAUGCACAGCCAGGACUCGGACAGUGCGCCUGUCUGCGAGUCGUUAGUAUAGCAGCAGCAGCAGCAGCUGACAGGAUUCACUUGGUAAACUGUGUAUAAAGCAGGGGUGCACAACUCCGGUCCUGGAGGGCCAGUGUCCAGCACAAUUUGGUAGUUUCUCUACUCAAACACACCCACUAAACCUGGUGCUUAACAGAUGAGUGUAAUCAGCAGGUAAAUCACCAAACUGUGCUGGACACCGGCCCCCCAGGACCAGAGUUGUGCACCUCUGGUAUAAAGGAAGGCAUGAACACAAACUGUACCAACACUGAGGUAAUAAUAUGCACUUAGUAGGUCCAUCAGUCUGUAGUGGUUGGUAAACACCGCUGUCCUCCACACAGCAGACUCUGGUUCAUCUUCCCUCCUGGGCAAGCCUGCUACACCAAUAAGAGUCCUUGGGCAAGACUCCUAAUGCUACAUUAGCCUACCUCCACAACACGAUCAAACUGUCGGUCACUCUGAAUGAGAACAUCUGCCAAAUAUGAAAAUGUAAACGUACAAUUAGGUUAGGCUACUUCUGGAUUUUUCUACAUGACUCAGCAACAGCUCAGGAAGGCCAUGUGGGCACGGUGGACCUCAUGCAAGAACACUUUUACUAAUAUUUUAAUUUUCUAAUUUUUUCAUUAAACUGGGCUCAAAAUUUGCGCCCAAAAGAUUCAAGAAAAAGCUCCUAACUUUAGUGAAACAGUCGUAAAUUAUUUGCAUUAAUGUGAUGAAUGUAACCUGCCCUCAUGAGCUGGCAUACACACUUAAAAAAGAUGGUUCUUCAAGGGUUCUUUAGCAAAGGCAAUGAUUCUGUUUAUGAUUUGGAACCCUUGAACAUGGCUUGUCAAGGGUUCUUUAGUACAUGCAGUGGUUCUGUUUAGAACCAUGAGCUCUAUGUAGAACCAUUUCCUGCUUAAAUGGUUCUUUGCAUGGUGAAAUGGUUCUUCAGAUUGAUUGAGAACGUGUUGUAUAUGGUUCUCUAUAGAACCUUUUUGGGUUCUGCUAUUGUUAUGAUGCCAAUCUUGUGAAAAUAGAAGCAACAUUUUUGGUGCAACACAGAACCAUUUUCAAAAAAGUUCUGUAUGCAACCCUA